AUGUCUCUGAGAGACAUACAAUCCGCUACCAAACAUUUUGCUGAUGAAAAUAUAGUCGGACAAGAUGGAUUUGGAAACCAGUACAAGGGGCAACUACUCUUAAGCUCCGGCCAAUUGAUUGAUAUUCUUGCACGGCGGUUAGAUCGUCGGUAUGGGCAAGGAACCAAAGAGUUUCAGACGGAGAUAAUGAUGCUGGCUAGUCUGAAGCAUCCAAAUCUGGUCUCUAUUGUUGGGUUUUGUGAUGAGAAGAUCAUCAUAAACAAGUAUGAGGCCAAGGGAAGCCUUGCCCAAUACCUAAGUGACCCAGUUACAUGGACUCAAAGAUUGCAGAUCUGUAUUGGUAUUGGACGUGCCCUCAGUUACAUUCACUAUGACAAAAAAACGCAGUUUUAG
Helianthus annuus (common sunflower) is the source of this 393-nucleotide messenger RNA. Its product is annotated as probable serine/threonine-protein kinase PBL21. Gene Ontology annotation, cellular component: plasma membrane; plasmodesma. Bases 1 to 393 code for a protein of 130 amino acids. NCBI's taxonomy places the organism in Eukaryota, Viridiplantae, Streptophyta, Magnoliopsida, Asterales, Asteraceae. The transcript has a single exon. The record is from RefSeq and is a predicted model, not a curated record. Gene Ontology annotation, biological process: protein autophosphorylation. Gene Ontology annotation, molecular function: ATP binding; transmembrane receptor protein tyrosine kinase activity.